AUGAGAGCCCAAAUCUGGAGAUCAAGUUCACCAUACCACCGAGAUUGCACCGAGUGUAACGCUAGCAGAUUUCCGAUGCUGCUGAAAGAAGUUGAACAAAAGAAGCACUUGUUGACUAAAUGUCUUUUAGUCUGUACAUGUUUAAAUUGUAAUUCAACUAGUGAUAUGCCUGGCACAAGCGAUUCAAAAUCGUGGCGAUCCUUUGAUGGUGGCACCCCGAGCACAGUCAGCCGAAAGUCGUCACUCAAAUGUUUUAACGAACCUGGGCCACCUAGGCACGAGAGGAGAAUACAGCGUAUAGUGGUGCCGAAAGAAAGACGACGACCUCGAGAUCUGCCUUGUGCAGAACCAAGGUUAUAUUUAUAUUUUAUAUCUAAUUGUUGA
Molecule: messenger RNA, 384 nt
Organism: Spodoptera littoralis (African cotton leafworm)
Lineage: Eukaryota; Metazoa; Arthropoda; Insecta; Lepidoptera; Noctuidae
Source: the annotation of a GenBank genome assembly